Messenger RNA from Ochlerotatus camptorhynchus, 3422 nucleotides. RefSeq names its product hrp65 protein-like. Gene Ontology annotation, molecular function: RNA binding. Lineage: Eukaryota; Metazoa; Arthropoda; Insecta; Diptera; Culicidae. Bases 205 to 2082 code for a protein of 625 amino acids. Gene Ontology annotation, biological process: regulation of DNA-templated transcription. The record is from RefSeq and is a predicted model, not a curated record. Gene Ontology annotation, cellular component: nucleus. The transcript is spliced from 6 exons.
UUUCCUCAUUCUGCUUUCUACUGUCGGCUGUGCUGAACGUUAUUUCCGAGUUCUCUGUUGAGUGAAAAAAGAAUUGACAGGAAGGUGAAAAUUCUUAAGAGGAAGUGUAAAGGAUAUCAAACGAAGAAAGCCAUAGUCUGGUGGCAGUGUCGUGUUAUAUAACAGAUUCCCCCAAGGAGGUAAACAAAUAAAUCGGAAGACGUGAUGGAAGUAGCUAAGCCGGAGGUUAACGGUAGUCCACUGCCACAGCGGCAGCAGAAUAACUCCAAUCAGAGCACGCCACAGCAGCAGCCAGGUGGAGUCGCUGGCGGCGGCGGCGGUGGCGGUGGUCCUGGAGGUAACCCUGGUGGCAACCCAAAUCAGGGUGGUGGCCCCAACCAAGGUGGCAAUAGACAGAACCAGAACCAGAACCGCGGUGGAAAUCAGAACAAAAACCGCGGGGGAAACCAGAAUCGCUUCGGUAACCGCAAUCAAGGUGGUGGCGGCGGCGGCCCCGGUGGCGGAGGCAAUCGUCAGAAUAAUCUAGAUGGCGGAAACAACGAUGGUGGCAACCAGCAGCAGCAGCAACAACAACAGCACCAGCAGCAACAGCACCAGCGUGGCGGUCCCGGUGGCAACCGAGGAGGAAACCGUCGGAACAUGAACGAUGGUGACCAGAGCUUCGAUCGCCGUCGCAGUGGUCCGGGUGAGGGUUACUUCAUCAACGAGAAACUGCGCAUGCUGCAGGGACCACUGAUGGACAUUGCUCCGAUCGAAGCCGAGGAGAUCAAGUUCUCCGGACGCAACCGGCUGUACAUCGGCAAUCUGACCAACGAUGUGUCCGAAGAGGAGCUGGUCGAGCUAUUCAAGCCGUACGGUGAUGUUAGUGAGAUUUUCAUGAACAAGGAGAAGAACUACGCCUUCGUGCGUGUAGAUUACUUCUCGAACGCGGAGAAGGCCAAACGCGAACUGGAAGGUACGAUGCGCAAGAACCGAAUGCUGCGAGUGCGUUUCGCUCCGAAUGCCACCGCUAUUCGCGUCCGCAAUCUGACUCCAUGGGUCAGCAACGAGUUGCUGUUCAAAUCGUUCGAAGUGUUUGGUCCGGUUGAACGUGCCUCGGUGCAUGUCGAUGAGCGUGGAAAAUCUACCGGCGAGGGAAUUGUCGAGUUCAAGAACAAACCGGGAGCGAUGGUCGCCCUCCGGUACUGCUCGGAAAAAUGCUAUUUCUUGACGGCGUCCCUGCGACCGGUCAUCGUUGAACCGUACACCUAUCAGGAUGACACCGAUGGAUUACCAGAGAAAUCAAUGAACAAGAAAAUUCCAGACUUCCAAAAGGCCAGACAGCAUGGACCACGCUUUGCCGAUUUCGGUUCGUUCGAGCAUGAAUACGGUCAGCGUUGGAAGCAAAUGCACGAACUGUACAAGCAGAAGGCCGAGGCUCUGAAGCGUGAAAUGAUCAUGGAAGAGGAGAAGCUGGAAGCCCAGAUGGAGUUUGCCCGCUACGAGCACGAGACCGAGUCACUCCGAGAACAGUUGCGAAUGCGUGAACAGGACCGUGAUCGCCAGAAGGCCGAAUGGGAAAUGAAGGAACGGAUGGCCUCGGAAGCCAAGCAGCGCAAUGAAAUUCAAAUGAAGCAAAGCGUUGAGGAAAUGCAAAACCGCAUCAAGCGCACCGAUGAGGAGCUGCACCGACGCCAGCAGGAAAACAACGUCUUCAUGCAGAACCAACAGAUGGGAGGACCGGUAGGACUGAUGGACGACAAUGAUGACAGCCGUCGGCCGUUCGAUCUAAUGAACCAAGGUGCUACUGGAGGUAGCGGCGGUGGUGGUGGCGGCGGCGGCGGUGGUGCCGGCGGUGGUGGUGGUAACAACUUUGGAGGAAUGGAGGUUCGUGACUAUGAGCAUGGUCAGAAUAGACCGUCACGCUUCAACGACGAUGGCCCGCAGCAGAACCAGCAGGGAGGAGGAACCGGCGGCGGCGGUGGUGGCGGCGGCGGCGGUGGUGGUCCACAACGUAAUUCCUUCGGCGGCGGAAACCGUGCCUGGAUGAACAAUGAUCGUCGUAACAAUGAUGAUUUCCAAAGCAAGCGACGACGCUUCUAAAAUGCUAGCAAAAGUCUCACUACACCACCCACACCCCCAAACACAAACUGAUUUUACUUAGGAUGUGUGUCUCGUUGUUGAUUGCGCUCUCCGACACCCAGAGCUCGAGUACAAUGAGCAAUAGAACCAUUGUGGACAGAGGGGGUGUGUGCAUUUAUAAAGCUUUUGGAUUACAUACAUUGGAACGAUCUCGCUCGCGCGUCGCAUAUUGAGUACAACCCUUGGGCUUGGGAAAACCAGUGUAGUACAAUAAAUCCAUUGUACUUCAUCCGAGUUCCGUUUUAAACUCCUAACUCGUGGGAUGCAACAGAAUGUAACCGUUUCGUCCGUAUUUAGUUUAGUUGACAAUUUUCCAGAAAAAAAAUUCCUAUCUAUAAAAAGAUACAGUUUCUCAAAAAAUAUGGUAUAUUUAUUCUGUUAAGAAACGUGCUUCAAUUGUAUUUCUGUGUAUAAUUUUCCAAACAUGAUUUUAGUGACUGAAUUUUUUUUAUAUUUGCUUAACAGUGGGGAAAGCGGUGACCAUCGACUUGUACCAACACAGAGCUUCCCCACUUCAGAGAGCAAUCAGUAGCCCUGAUGUGUGUGCGACGCGUGUUUUGCAUAAAUGAAACACAUUUUCUUGAAACAGAAAAAAAAAACUUUGAAAUGAUUAUAUCUCUUAAAAGAACAUAUAAAUUAAUGGCAUACUUGCUAAACUUAGAGAGAAUGGAAAAACAAAACAUGAGGAUCCCUGGCAGAAGCGCGCAACCAUGUUUCGAGGUGAACCCACUGUACAAGCAUGGUCCGCAAUUCUGAUCUUUUAGCGAGUUAAAUACAUUAGUGUUAUCGUCUCAUGAAGAAUGAUCAAAUAAAAAUAACAUUGUAAACACACUUAUUCUGGAUGAGUGAACAAACAAAAACAUUAUCAGAAAAGAGAAUUACCGGAGGAGUUUUGAUUUUUGACAGCAAAAGUAAGAGAAACUUUAGUCUUGACCCCCACGGUAGAGGUCGGGCUCGUACGAAAGUAUGAGUCUUCCACCAAUUAUAUUCUACUCAUUUUACAGUAAAAAAAACACUUACGAGAAACCGUUUGUAUUUGAUGACUUAGAUGUAAACAUAUUAUUUAUAACAUUGAUUCUGAUCGGGUGAGCUCGCGCUCAUCCGGAGUGCGUCCACGCAUACGCAACAUAACAUGAUGAUGUAUUUGCAGUACUAUUUUUAAGAAAAAUUACAAUUGAUUUUCGAAUCACCCCUAGAUUGAACCUUACGUGUAAGCUUAAAGAUUGUAUCUUUUUACUACAAAUCACUGUAAUAAUAAUAAUAUAAAUGAUAUUCAUUGGAAACACUAGCCUCUGGAUCUA